Molecule: messenger RNA, 2292 nt
Organism: Radiomyces spectabilis
Lineage: Eukaryota; Fungi; Mucoromycota; Mucoromycetes; Mucorales; Radiomycetaceae
Product: hsp83-like protein
Exons: 3
Coding region: 59-2161 (700 amino acids)
Biological process (GO): protein folding; protein stabilization; cellular response to heat
Cellular component (GO): protein-containing complex; perinuclear region of cytoplasm; cytosol
Molecular function (GO): ATP hydrolysis activity; ATP-dependent protein folding chaperone; ATP binding
Source: RefSeq, a predicted model, not a curated record
CCAAACCCCCUUUUUCUUCCGUGAAUUCUUUCUUUCUCUUUCACAUCGUUAAGCAAGAAUGUCUGCAGAGACCGAGACCUUUUCCUUCCAAGCUGAGAUCAGCCAGUUGAUGAGCUUGAUCAUCAACACUUUCUACUCUAACAAGGAAAUUUUCUUGCGUGAGUUGAUCUCCAACUCUUCCGAUGCUUUGGAUAAGAUCCGUUACCAGUCGUUGACCGACCCUUCGGUUCUUGACUCUGAGAAGGAACUCUUCAUCCGUAUCACUCCCGAUAGAGAGAACAACAUCCUCUCCAUCCGUGAUUCCGGUAUUGGUAUGACCAAGGCUGAUUUGGUCAACAACUUGGGUACCAUUGCCAAGUCUGGUACCAAGGCUUUCAUGGAGGCUCUUUCCUCUGGUGCUGACAUUUCCAUGAUUGGUCAAUUCGGUGUCGGUUUCUAUUCCGCUUACCUUGUUGCUGAUAAGGUUCAAGUCAUCACCAAGCACAACGAUGAUGAACAAUACAUCUGGGAGUCCGCUGCUGGCGGUUCUUUCACCAUCACCCGUGACGAAGUCAACCCUUCUCUUGGCCGUGGUACUGAAAUGCGUCUCUUCAUGAAGGAGGAUCAGCUCGAAUACCUUGAAGAGAAGAGAAUCAAGGAUAUUGUCAAGAAGCACUCCGAAUUCAUCUCCUACCCCAUCCAACUUGUCGUUGAAAAGGAAGUUGAGAAGGAAGUUUCCGACGACGAGGCUGAAGAAGUGAAGGAGGAUGAGAACAAGCCCAAGAUUGAGGAAGUCGAGGAUGAAGAAGACAAGAAGGAGAAGAAGAAGAAGACUAUCAAGGAGAAGACCAUUGAUACCGAAGAGCUCAACAAGACCAAGCCUUUGUGGACUCGCAACCCUGAGGAUAUCAAGCAGGAAGAAUAUGCUCACUUCUACAAGACCCUCACCAAUGACUGGGAAGAUCAUUUGGCUGUCAAGCACUUCGCCGUUGAAGGUCAGCUCGAAUUCCGUGCCAUCCUUUUCGUUCCCAAGCGUGCUCCUUUCGAUCUCUUCGAAGGCAAGAAGAAGCGCAAUAACAUCAAACUCUAUGUCCGCCGUGUCUUCAUCAUGGAUGACUGCGAGGAACUCAUUCCCGAAUGGCUCUCGUUCAUCAAGGGUGUUGUCGACUCUGAAGACUUGCCCCUCAACAUUUCUCGUGAAAUGCUCCAGCAGAACAAGAUCAUGCGUGUGUUGAAGAAGAACAUUACCCGUAAGUCCAUCGAGAUGCUCAUGGAAAUCGCCGAAGACAAGGAGAACUUUGACAAGUUCUACGAGGCCUUUGCCAAGAACAUCAAGCUCGGUAUCCACGAAGAUUCUCAGAACCGUCAGAAGCUUGCUGAAUUGUUGCGUUACCACUCUACCAAGUCUGGUGAUGAAAUGACCUCUUUGAAGGACUAUGUUACCCGUAUGCCCGAGAAGCAGAAGAACAUCUACUACAUCACCGGUGAAUCCCGUGCUGCCGUUGAGAACUCUCCCUUCUUGGAAGGUUUCAAGAAGAAGGGUAUUGAAGUUUUGUUGAUGACCGAUCCCAUUGAUGAAUACUCCACCACUCAGCUCAAGGAAUACGACGAUAAGAAGCUUGUGUGCAUCACCAAGGAAGGUGUCGAAAUUGAGGAAGACGAGGAAGAGAAGAAGGCUCGCGAGGAAGAAGAGAAGAAGUUCGAGGACCUUUGCAAGUCUGUCAAGGAAAUCCUCGGUGACAAGGUCGAAAAGGUCGUCAUCUCCAACAAGCUUACCGACUCUCCCUGUGUUCUCACCACUGGUCAAUUCGGUUGGUCCGCUAACAUGGAACGUAUCAUGAAGGCUCAGGCUCUCCGUGACAACUCCAUGUCCGCUUACAUGGCUUCCAAGAAGACUUUGGAACUCAACCCCCACCACAGCAUUGUCAAGGCUCUUGCCCAGAAGGUCGAAGCCGACUCGAACGAUCGUACCGUCAAGGAUCUUACCACCUUGUUGUAUGAGACCUCUCUCUUGACUUCCGGUUUCUCUCUCGAUGAUCCCUCUGACUUCUCCCGUCGCAUCACCCGCAUGAUCUCCCUUGGUUUGAGCAUCGAUGAUGAAGAGCAGACCCCCGAGGAGACCUCCACUGAAGUUCCUCCUCUUGAGGAUGCUGGUGCUUCCAAGAUGGAAGAAGUUGAUUAAAUUAAUUGAAUUUCAUAUUACUUUUUUCAUUCUCUUUUCUCUCUCUUUUCUUUUUUAGCUUUCGCAAAAAGAGAAAAAGAAUUGCUGUGUAAAUAAAAUCCCGUCAACGAUUUGGGCACUUUGAUUGAAUA